Molecule: messenger RNA, 1382 nt
Organism: Arachis duranensis
Lineage: Eukaryota; Viridiplantae; Streptophyta; Magnoliopsida; Fabales; Fabaceae
Product: syntaxin-132
Exons: 13
Coding region: 193-1116 (307 amino acids)
Biological process (GO): vesicle fusion; exocytosis; intracellular protein transport
Cellular component (GO): endomembrane system; plasma membrane; SNARE complex
Molecular function (GO): SNAP receptor activity; SNARE binding
Source: RefSeq, a predicted model, not a curated record
GCCAUUGUUGUUAAUAUAGUUUUCUUCGUGGGUUUACCUUUUGCCUUGCCUCUUUGCUUCGCUGUCGUUUCGCCGGCCAACAGGCAAAAAGAAACAAUUGUAUCCGUUUUUUCGGUAUCGUCUCAUUGCAAAUUCCAUUCCUUUCUGUCACUCACUCUGCUCCCUUUUGAUUGAUUUUAUCAUAUUUUCAAGAUGAACGACCUUCUUACUGAUUCGUUUGCUGAUGAAGGUAAUCAUGGUCAGCCUUCUAGACAAGGUGAUAUUGAAAUGGGAAUGCAGGUUCAGAGAAGCAACUCUGAUCUGGGAAUGGAAGCUUUUAAUAAGCAGAUCCAUGAGGUCGACAAACAAAUCGAUAAGCUCUCUGGGCUACUUCAAAAGCUAAAGGAAGCUAAUGAAGAAUCAAAAGCCGUUACAAAAGCAUCUGCUAUGAAAGCUAUCAAGAAGAGAAUGGAGAAGGAUAUUGAUGAAGUUGGAAAGAUUGCACAUGGUGUCAAAACAAAAAUAGAAGCUAUAAACAGAGAUAACUUAAACAACAGAAAAAAGCCAGGUUGUGAGAAGGGAACGGGUAUUGAUAGAGCGAGGAUGAAUAUGACAAAUGCCUUAACUAAAAGGUUCAAGGAUCUAAUGACAGAGUUUCAGACUCUUAGACAAAGAAUACAAGAUGAAUAUCGUGAGGUUGUUGAGAGAAGAGUUAUUACAGUCACUGGAACUAGGCCAGAUGAUGAGACAAUUGAUCACCUGAUUGAAACUGGAAAUAGUGAACAAAUCUUCCAGAAGGCAAUUUUAGAAGCAGGACGAGGACAGGUUGUAAGCACAGUAGAAGAAAUUCAGGAGAGACAUGAUGCUGUGAAAGAAAUUGAGAAAAAGCUUCUUGAUUUGCACCAGAUUUAUCUCGACAUGGCAGUCUUGGUUGAUGCUCAGGGAGAGAUUUUAGACAACAUCGAAAGCCAGGUCAACAACGCAGUCGAUCAUGUCCAGAGGGGGACAACGGCACUUCAAGGUGCUAAGAAACUCCAGAAGAACACUCGAAAAUGGACGUGCAUCGCCAUCCUUAUACUAUUGAUAGUAGUAGCUAUAAUAGUUGUCGGCGUUCUUCAUCCUUGGAAGAGUAGCUAGGGCAAUUGAUCAUGGCCCUUUUAUCCCUUGUCAAUAUACUUUCGUUCCUUGAGUUGCUUUCAGUAAAGCAUUUGUACGAGUGAAGCGGGACGACUUGUUAGCACAGGAUUCUUGAGUCUUAUUUUUCUUUUUCUUUUUUUUGAAUAUGAUGCUUGAUAUGUCUGGUGUGUUGAUUUCUGACCUUAUUAUAUACAUUGGUGUGUCUCAAUAUGAAAUUCACAUUCUUUAAUAUACCUUCAAAAGUAUAUUUCCAUGUUCCAUUCUAA